AUGGAUACAGCUAAUUCCGAAAAACAACAAGAAUCUGCCCCAUUAACUAGUUCUACUACUACUAUCUCAACAAAUUAUGUCCCAGAAUCGGAUCCAAAAGAUGAUCCUCCUCCAAAAAAUAACAGAACUCCAAUAACAACAACUACAACAACUACAACAACAACAACACAUACUUUUAUCAUUAUUAAAGUAUUGCCUCGAGCAUCUGCAGCAAUGGCAAUGCCAUAUUUAGCUUGGAAUCUUGUCGCAAUGUGUUGUGGCAUUAUUAUCACCAUGAUUAUUUGA
This is a messenger RNA of Adineta steineri, 285 nucleotides long. NCBI's taxonomy places the organism in Eukaryota, Metazoa, Rotifera, Eurotatoria, Adinetida, Adinetidae. The record is from the annotation of a GenBank genome assembly.